AUGGACCCAUCCAUGUACCCGGGCGCAUCUGCAACAUACUUAUCAUAUCCACAACAGAAUGCUAGUCAAGACUACCUGGGAGCAUACGCAGCACAGACAACUACAACGACAAGGAAUACUGCAAAUGGCUCAACCUCAUCGGACCACCUACUGGGCGACCCCAGUUCUUCCUGCUCACCACGAGAAACCUCACCAAGCACCACAAGCCUUGUGCUCACCAUACGACUCCUCAUGCAGGGCAAAGAAGUCGGUAGUAUAAUCGGCAAAAAAGGAGAUCAAAUCAAAAAGAUUCGCGAAGAAUCCGGCGCGAAAAUCAACAUCUCCGAUGGCUCGUGCCCCGAGAGAAUUGUGACGAUUACGGGGACUCUUGGCGUUAUCGGAAAGGCUUUUAAUAUGGUUUGCAAUAAAUUCGAAGAGGAUAUGCUGUUACUGCCGAAUUCUGUACCAAAACCACCGAUUACCAUGAGGGUUAUCGUGCCGGCGACACAGUGUGGAAGUUUGAUCGGGAAGGGUGGGAGCAAGAUUAAGGAUAUUCGGGAGGCAACGGGCGCCUCGAUCCAAGUGGCUUCAGAGAUGCUACCCCACUCGACAGAACGUGCAGUGACCUUAUCAGGCACCGCAGACGCAAUCAACCUGUGUAUGACACAAGUUUGUCAGAUUCUUCUUGAGGCUCCACCAAAAGGCUCCACAAUCACAUACCGCCCAAAACCAACGUUCAACCCAUUGGCAAUCGCCACGUCAGCGGCUACAAUUGCCGCACAACAACAACAGGCACAGGCUCAACAGCAACUCGCCGCGGCAGCACUUAUGGGUGGCGGACAGGGAGUCCAGGUACAGCAGCAACUGGUCACUAACGCACUGCUCCAACAACAUCAAUUUGCAGCCGUUCAACAAGAGCUAGCCGCCCGUGCCGCUCUCUUCAAUCAACAGCUUAUGAUGCCCGGACAACAGCAGCAGGCUUCACAGGCUCAAGAAGUAUACUUGGGUCAACAUGGGCUGAUCUACACGGCAAAUGGAGUCCAACUCGGCGGUCAGGACAACUCCAAGGCUAUGGAAGCCGGUGCGGCAGCGGCUGCAGCUGCUCAGUGGCAGGGCUAUGAUAUGGCUGCCAUGCAACAGCAGCAGCAACAACAGCAACAAUUAUUGAAUCAAUAUGCUCUUAAUCAGAGUAUGCUAAUCGGCGCCCCGUUCAUGAAGGGCGGCCCCACACCGCCCGGGACCACUUCUGGAAAAGCCACGUCAUCGGGAGCUUCUGCUCAAGGAGCCGCCACGUCAUCGGCACGAUUUCAUCCAUAUUAAAUAAAGAUUUGUGGGGAUUUUUAGGGUUAAAAAAAGAAUUUUUUUUUUGAAUUUUUUUUUUUCAAAAAAUUUUUGUCCCAAAAAUUUUCAAAAAAAUUUUUUUUUUUUUCUAAAAAUCCUCAAAUUCUUUUUUCAAACGACUAAUAAGAUUCCCCAAUGCUUUUUGUGAUAUUUUUCUCAAUAAAUACCCAUCAAACCA
Caenorhabditis elegans is the source of this 1498-nucleotide messenger RNA. It is a transcript of the gene pes-4, whose product is annotated as K Homology domain-containing protein. Gene Ontology annotation, molecular function: RNA binding; nucleic acid binding. The record is from RefSeq and is marked reviewed. Lineage: Eukaryota; Metazoa; Nematoda; Chromadorea; Rhabditida; Rhabditidae. The transcript is spliced from 8 exons. The coding region runs from base 1 to 1299 and encodes 432 amino acids.